AUGGAAGAGCCUGCAGCUCCCUUAGAACCCCAGGAGGUAGCGGGUGCUGAGGCAGGUGCUGAGGCAGCAGGGGAGGUUGCCUCCGGGCCUGACCUCCCUGGGAGCGAGGCCUCCGGGGCUCCGAUGGCUUCAGACUCAGCCCCUCUACACGUGGCUGUGGGCUCUCCCCCCUUCCGGACGACUCCGGGCCCUACCCACCUCCGCAUAGCAGGCCUGAGGCCUGCCCAGGCUGCAGGGGGCGGGGCCAGGCCCAUUUCCCUGCCUGGUCGGAGCAGCGGCAGCUGGACAAAGCAGGUGGUCUGCAGGUAUUAUCUACAUGGGCUGUGCAAGGAGGGAGAGAACUGUCGCUACUCCCACGACCUCUCAGGCAGGCAGAUGGCCAGUGAGGGCCCUGAGUCACUGCCUCAGGCCUCUGCAGGCAGAGACCCCAGUGCGGCUGCGCACAUGGCGCCCCCCACUCAGGAAGUGGCGGAAGCCCUCCCUGCUGCAUCCUCCCACUCCUUGCCUGUGAUUGGUUCAGCUGCUGAAGGGGGUUCCUUGACAGAAGCUGAGACAGAAAGUGCAGGCCGUGGAGCUGUCGGAGGAGCAGGUUUAGAAGGCUGGGAGGAUGCCAUUGAGUUUGUUCCAGGGCAGCCCUACCGGGGCCGCAGGGUCCUGUCUGCCGCCGAAGCUCCUCCACAGAGCUUGGUGACUGAGAGGGAGCAGAUGGCUGUGGGCAUGGGGGAACAGCUUUGCCCCUAUGCUGCCAGGGGAGAAUGCUUUCGUGGGGAGAGCUGUGCAUACCUCCACGGAGAGAUAUGCGACAUGUGUGGGCUGCAGGUCUUGCACCCCAUGAAUGCUGCCCAGAGGGAAGAUCAUAUAAGGGCCUGCAUUGAAGCACACGAGAAAGAUAUGGAGCUCUCGUUUGCUGUGCAGCGCAGUGUGGACAAGGUGUGUGGAAUCUGCAUGGAGAUUGUGUAUGAGAAGGCCAACCCAAGUGACCGCCGCUUUGGCAUUCUUUCCCAUUGCAACCACACCUUCUGUCUUAAGUGUAUCCGCAGGUGGAGAAGUGCCAGACAGUUUGAUAACAGAAUCAUAAAGUCCUGCCCGCAGUGCAGGGUCACCUCCAACAUUGUCGUUCCCAGUCAGUUCUGGGUGGAGGAGGAGGAAGAGAAGCAGAAGCUUAUUCAGCAAUACAAAGAGGCAAUGAGCAACAAGGUCUGCAGGUAUUUUGCUGGAGGCAGGGGUCACUGCCCAUUUGGAGACAACUGUUUUUACAAGCAUGCAUACCCUGAGGGCCAGGGAGAGCAGCCUCCUAGGCCAGGUGGUGGGCCAUCAGGUGCAUACUGGCAUCAACUUUCCCAGCCUGUGCAAGUGGGAGAGGGCAACAUGCUCUCUAAAAGCAGCAAAAAGGAGCUUGUCACACUUCGACUGGCCAAUCUGUUGCUUAAGCAGUUUCUUUCACUGAGAGAUGAUGAGUUCCCCUUCUCUGAGGACCAAUGGGACUUGCUUCAUUACGAGCUGGAUGAAUAUUUCAAUUUGAAUCUGUAGCUUCAUGCUGUGGCGUGUGGUCUAGUGUACCGAGGCUCUGUCUUCUGCUAUUGCCUGUUUUCUCUAUGUUGAUACACCCUUUGUAUUCAGGGGCUGUUGAGGCCAUUUUUAUGCAGUAUUUCUCUCUGUUUUCUUGUCUGUUCCCUAUAUCUUUCUCCCCAGAUGAUGGUGUUUCUCUGUGUUAUAAAAGAAGCUCUUAAAUCUGUUGUUUUGGUGAAAUGAGUACUACUGUCAGUUUGUGGUUUGUCAUCUUUAUUUUCAAAAGUAUUAGUUCGGUUCUAGUCUAGUGUUUGCAAAACCUCCACACUCAUCUUAAGGUCCUUUAAGAGUAAAUGUGACAGAGUGAAGGGA
Carlito syrichta (Philippine tarsier) is the source of this 1881-nucleotide messenger RNA. It is a transcript of the gene MKRN3, whose product is annotated as makorin ring finger protein 3. The coding region runs from base 1 to 1530 and encodes 509 amino acids. NCBI's taxonomy places the organism in Eukaryota, Metazoa, Chordata, Mammalia, Primates, Tarsiidae. Gene Ontology annotation, molecular function: metal ion binding; ubiquitin protein ligase activity. The transcript has a single exon. Gene Ontology annotation, biological process: protein polyubiquitination. The record is from RefSeq and is a predicted model, not a curated record.